UUACCGAAGAAAUACUCUUAUAUGAUUCUAAACUUACUGAAGGUUUUGCUAAACUGCAUGCCGAUCUUAACACUCGCAUCAUUUCAGAACUUAAUACACGUGAUACUAUCUUAAAUGCGGAGGCGCAGAGAAUCUCAUCAUCAAUUAUUUCUUUAACCAUAAGACUUGAUAACAUUGAACAAGUUCUUGAACGUUAUAAUAAUCAUUAUGGUAGAAUUUCAACCGAAUUCGAUUCAAUUAAUGAAUCUAUCGCAACAUUCCAUAACCUACUCAAUCAACGUUAUGCAAUCAUCCAAAGAGUCGAACAAGAUCAGCAAAGUGAAACGAACCUAUCUGAAGCUUCUUUCAAUUCACCCAGUUCCUCUGCUAGUUCUUCUGGCUCAAAUCGGCAAACAUUUUCAGGAAUUACAUUAACUGUCUGGACACAUUUUAAAGAAGUCUUCGAUACGGAUAUGGCACUGAGAGGUUAUAUUUUUGAAGAAAUGUGUUAUUCCGUAGCUAUGCGCAUUCGCGAACUUGGUGGAAAUAUUAGACAGACAACAGUAAAAAAUUUUUAUAAUAGAAGUAGUGGUUGUAGAUCAAACACCGUGGGCCAGAUUGGUUUAUGGAUAGAUAAUAUGGAAUA
Entrophospora candida is the source of this 625-nucleotide messenger RNA. The record is from the annotation of a GenBank genome assembly. Lineage: Eukaryota; Fungi; Glomeromycota; Glomeromycetes; Entrophosporales; Entrophosporaceae.